Messenger RNA from Echinococcus granulosus, 1113 nucleotides. Its product is annotated as cAMP-dependent protein kinase catalytic subunit alpha. NCBI's taxonomy places the organism in Eukaryota, Metazoa, Platyhelminthes, Cestoda, Cyclophyllidea, Taeniidae. The transcript is spliced from 9 exons. The record is from RefSeq and is a predicted model, not a curated record. Gene Ontology annotation, biological process: peptidyl-serine phosphorylation. Gene Ontology annotation, molecular function: cAMP-dependent protein kinase activity; ATP binding. Gene Ontology annotation, cellular component: nucleus; cAMP-dependent protein kinase complex. The coding region runs from base 1 to 1113 and encodes 370 amino acids.
AUGUGGAAGAGCGCUAAGCCAUCUGAGUUGGUCCUGCGGUCGACGCCCUUGCGAUGCAGCAUCAGACAAAUGGGAAUGUCAAAAGUACUAAAGACUGUGGAAUACUGGACUGUGGCUGCUAACUCCUUUUUUCUCCACCUCAUGCAGCACACAAGUAAACUAUCCGACUUCACAUGCAUUAAGACCGUUGGAACGGGCUCCUUCGGUCGCGUCUGUCUGGCUCAACACAAAAACAACAGGCGGCAUUACGCCAUCAAAAUUUUGCAGAAAGCCAAGAUUGUUAAAUUAAAGCAGGUGGAGCACACCUUGAAUGAGAAAAAAAUCUUGUCCUGCAUUACGUUCCCCUUUAUUGUCGCCCUCAAAACGUACUUCAAGGACAAUUCAAACCUUUACAUGGCUCUUGAAUUUAUCAAUGGUGGUGAAUUAUUCUCUCUCAUUAGAAGAGAAGGAAAAUUUAGAGAGGACACAGCACGGUUUUACGGAGCUCAGGUUGUGCUUGCGCUACAAUAUCUGCAUUCCAUGGAUAUCGCUUACAGAGAUUUGAAACCGGAAAACCUCCUCAUUGAUAAACAUGGAUAUCUAAAAUUAACCGAUUUUGGCUUUGCAAAAGUCGUUAAAGGCAGAACCUGGACCCUUUGUGGAACUCCAGAAUACCUUGCCCCCGAAAUCAUCCUCAGCAAAGGCUACAGUCGGGCCGUCGAUUGGUGGGCUGUUGGCGUUCUGAUUUUUGAGAUGAUUGCCGGCUACCCCCCAUUCUUUGCUGAUCAGGCUUUACAGGUUUACGAAAAAAUUGUUGCUGGAAAGGUCCGAUUCCCCUUUUUCAUGAGUACGGAUGCCCGAGCUCUGCUCAGCAACCUGCUUCAAGGCGAUACGACAAAACGUUAUGGUAACAUGCGAAAUGGUGUAGCGGACAUCCAGAGCCACGUCUGGUUCACCAGCAUUGAUUGGAUUGACAUUCUGGACCGCAAGGUGAAGCCGCCUUACGUACCCCACGUGAAGGAUGACGCAGACGCUACACACUUCGAUGACUACCCAGAAGAGGAGAUCGUGGAUGCCACCACCACCACCACCACACCCAAGAUCCUCUACGAAGCAGAAUUUGCGGAUUUCUAG